Notolabrus celidotus (New Zealand spotty) is the source of this 2558-nucleotide messenger RNA. RefSeq names its product proliferation-associated 2G4, a (gene pa2g4a). The transcript is spliced from 13 exons. The record is from RefSeq and is a predicted model, not a curated record. Bases 128 to 1303 code for a protein of 391 amino acids. NCBI's taxonomy places the organism in Eukaryota, Metazoa, Chordata, Actinopteri, Labriformes, Labridae.
GAAGUGGGAGGGGCUUAGGGGCAGCAGGAGGCUGGUGUGUAAGCAUCAUCUGUCAGAUCUCAGCAGAGCUGCGGGGACUAGCUACCGCUGUUCGGGGCCGACUAGCGACUGAAACUUCACUGCCAAGAUGUCUGACGAGGAGCAAGAACAGACCAUAGCCGAAGAUCUGGUGGUCACCAAGUACAAAAUGGGUGGUGACAUCGCUAACCAGGCUCUUCGUCUGGUGGUGGAUACAGCCAAGCCAGGGGUGUCUGUGCUCAGCCUAUGCGAGAAGGGGGAUGAAUACAUUAUGGCUGAGACUGGGAAGGUCUUCAAGAAGGAGAAGGAAAUGAAAAAAGGCAUUGCCUUUCCCACCAGCGUCUCAGUCAAUAACUGUGUUUGCCACUUCUCUCCCCUGAAGAGUGACCCUGUCUACACACUUAAAGAUGGGGAUCUGGUCAAAAUAGAUCUAGGGGUUCACGUGGACGGCUUCAUCGCCAACGUUGCACACAGCUUUGUGGUUGGGGCCAGUAAGGAGAACCCCAUCACAGGCAGAAAAGCUGAUGUUGUCAACGCGGCCCAUCUGUGUGCAGAAGCAGCUCUUCGCAUUGUUAAACCUGGUAACCAGAACUCUCAAGUGACAGAAGCCUGGAACAAGAUUGCUCAGUCCUUCAAAUGCUCGCCGAUCGAGGGUAUGCUGUCUCAUCAGCUAAAGCAACAUGUCAUUGAUGGAGAGAAGACCAUCAUUCAGAACCCCACAGACCAGCAAAGGAAGGACCAUGAGAAGGCCGAGUUUGAGGUCCAUGAAGUCUAUGCUGUGGAUGUGUUGAUCAGCACCGGAGAAGGGAAGGCCAGGGAUGGAGGUCUCAGAACCACUAUAUAUAAGAGAGACCCCAGCAAGCAGUAUGGCCUCAAGAUGAAAACUUCCCGUACAUUCUUCAGCGAGGUGGAACGACGCUUCGAUGCAAUGCCCUUUACUCUUCGAGCUUUUGGAGAUGAGGCCAAAGCCCGUCUGGGUGUGGUGGAGUGUGCCAAACAUGAAUUGCUACAGCCUUUCAGUGUACUACAGGAGAAGGAAGGAGAGUGUGUAGCUCAGUUUAAGUUCACAGUGCUGCUGAUGGCCAACGGGCCUCACAAAAUCACCGGUGGACCCUUCGACGCAGAGCUCUACAAGUCAGAGCAUGAAGUUCAGGAUCCGGAGCUAAAGGCUUUACUACAAAGUUCUGCGAGUCGUAAGACACAGAAGAAAAAGAAAAAGAAGGCCUCAAAGACAGCCGAGAAUGCAACUGGACAGCCAACUGAGGAAACAGAAGCCGUAGAAUAAAUAAUAAAUAAAAACUGCCUUUCACACAUGCAAGACCCCAAGGAGCAGCAAGAGGAAAAGUGACAAAUUGCCCCAAGCUCUCUACCCAUUACACACCUAAUAGAGGCAAUUUCACUGAUAUAAACACAGAAACUCUGAUAUUUAAUAAACAUUUCAACAUCCUUUGUGGAUGCUUAACCCUUUACUGCAUCUGAUGAGAGUAAAAUUGAAACAGUUAUUUUUUUUUUCUUUCUACUCUUGAGCAGGAAAAAAAGGAAUCUUUGCAAAUACUCUCAACAUCUUUUAAAAGACUUGUUGUCAAAUGGGUCAAUGUGUAACUGGUACCUGCUUUAAAAUCCUUAGGCCUUCCUUAUUUACAUCUGAAGCUGACAUUGGGCAUUAAAAGGAGUGGAUCAUAUGUUCUUUUUUAAAUGGAGGCAUAGUUAAAGGAUUAUCUGAUGAUGCCACAAGAAAUGGAUCAUUUCUGUUUAUCUUCUCCAAGGCGUCCUGUAUCUGAGGGGCCAUCUAGGAUUACUCUCUCUAAAAUUGAACCAUUCGACCGAAUCGUCACAUGCUGUUUCUCUCUGUGAACAAGUUGCAACGAGCUGUCUUAAUUUGUUGGAAGUAAAAUAAAUAAUCAUGCUUUUAUUGGAAGGUUUAUGAGCACUUUAAUUCACGAAACAUUACAUGAUGCAGUAAAGGGUUGAAUUGAAAUGUGACAAACUAAAACAUGUAACACAAUUGAACACAAUCACAGGGAUUUAAAUUUGAUGGAUGAUGUUCAGGUAGGAAGGGUUUCUGGCCUACAUGUCAGGCUGAACUUUACAUGUUUUACACCACACUAGUUUUUGUUAAAAAGAAUAACCUGAAGAGAUGACUGGAACACUUUCUUUUGAGUUUACAGGCUAGUUUGUCAGCUUGACUUUGGGAACAAAUCUGCUACAUUUACUGCCAUUCCCCUUCAAUUUUAUGAGAAAGUAGAAACCCAAAUGUUCCAAUUUUGAACAAGUUUUUUAUUAGUGACACCUGUUUCUCGCUUUAAUACGUCAUUAGUCUUGUGAAGCAUGAAAACUGAAGCUGUUGAAGCUUUAAAAUGGGUGUUGUCAUGGACAACCGAGAACAUUUCAGGUUUGAGUUUCAUCUUCAGGUCUGGGACUGUGUUGGUUCACAUUUGUCAACAGUUGAAUAUGUUGAGAAAAGUAAACUCCUGCUUUGUAGCUCACUCAUUGGGCAAAGGAACUUUACAUCUAUGAAAAUAAAAAAAAUUUCAUACAAA